AUGGCUGUCGGCUAUCAUGGCUUAGUACUCGCUUCAGGCCGUAGCUGCUCAAAUGUUUGUUUAACCGACACGACGGGACAAAUUUAUCAACCCAUAGAGUACCGCACCGGUGGAGACACUGUCCCGCUUGACCAGAACGGUCGGGCAGAAUGCGGAGUGGCCACAGACACCGUCUCGAUACAGGGUCGCGCCGUCUCCAAGCAGGAGUUUAUGCUCCGCCAUAGCUACGGCGAGGCUCUGGCCUCCCAACUCGCUGACGGAAUCCUGGGCAUUGGUUUCAAUGACAUCUCAGCUUGGGAUCAAACCGGGAAUUUCACCUAUGUUCCCUUUCUAGCCGGUCUAGUCGGCGAGGGACAGCUCCCAAACAGAAUCGUUGGCCUCGCUCUCGGACCUGGUGGUAAGAAGCACCAGGAGCGUGGCCCCGAAGCCUCCAUCGGGGACGCCGACUGUGCGCGCUAUCGCGGCCGCAUCAAGAAUGUCAACGUUGAUGAAACCCUCACUACUCUCUCGGGUACGUUUAUAGUAGACGUGCAAGCUGCCUACAUUGGUUCCGGAAAUAACAAGCAGUUAUGGCGUAACUCAACCAACGACAAUAAGCCACUCACGCCGGGCGCUUCCGUCGUCGACUCGGGAACCGCCUACAUGCUGGUCUCUGACCGACAAACCGCCGAGGAUCUCUACUCAAACAUCUCCAAGGACAUCGUCCUCCUCGGUGAUAAGGGCCCAUGGGGUGCCAGUUGUACCACCUUGGAUAAGGUGGCAACGGACAUUACUUUUACUAUUGGGACCGAAACUGGAGGCAAGGUGAUUGAUGUGAUCAUGCUCAAGAGUGCAUUCAACCUCGGCGAGUACCCUGGAAAGGAAAGGCAUCUGUCAAGCAGCAUUUUCCCACUUUGA
Molecule: messenger RNA, 897 nt
Organism: Sordaria macrospora k-hell
Lineage: Eukaryota; Fungi; Ascomycota; Sordariomycetes; Sordariales; Sordariaceae
Biological process (GO): proteolysis
Cellular component (GO): fungal-type vacuole
Molecular function (GO): aspartic-type endopeptidase activity
Source: RefSeq, a predicted model, not a curated record